Molecule: messenger RNA, 768 nt
Organism: Arabis nemorensis
Lineage: Eukaryota; Viridiplantae; Streptophyta; Magnoliopsida; Brassicales; Brassicaceae
Source: the annotation of a GenBank genome assembly
AUGGCGGCGAGCGCGAACCCGUCGGGCAACAAUCAGGAAGGUUCGUCGGCGGCGCAGAAGGUGUCGUCUUCAUCGGCGACGGCUACUAAUGGCGGUGCUGUAAAUUCGGUCGAUAAUGGUGGCGGAGCGACGGAUAAUUCUCAGACGAUUAGCGCGUUGAGGCAUAAUCCAGGGAUCUCUGUCGAUUGGACUCAUGAGGAACAAUCCUUAUUGGAAGAUUUACUCGCCAAGUACUCGUCAGAAUCUACGAUUGUUCGUUAUGCUAAGAUUGCGAUGAAAAUGAAGGAUAAAACUGUCAGAGAUGUUGCGCUGCGUUGUCGAUGGAUGACUAGAAAGGAAAAUGGAAAGCGUAGGAAAGAAGACCAUUCGUCAAGGAAAAGCAAAGAAAAAAAAGAAAAAACUACGGAUUCUUCAGCCAAGUCGUCAUCUCAUUUGAAUGUGCAUCCUAAUGGUCCUCCAUAUGCUCCGCCUAUGAUGCCUAUAGAUACUGAUGAUGGUAUUUCAUAUAAAGCUAUUGGUGGUGUGAGUGGAGAUCUUCUCGAGCAAAAUGCUCAAAUGUUCAAUCAAGUUACAUCAAAUUUCUCAGCUUUUCAGAUACACGAGAAUGUCAAUAUUUUGUGCAAAGCUCGAGACAAUAUCCUCGCAAUCUUGAACGACUUGAAUGACAUGCCAGAAGUUAUGAAGCAGAUGCCACCUCUUCCGGUAAAGGUGAACGAAGAGCUGGCAAAUUCGAUCCUUCCUCGCCCGUCCCAUCAAAUGAAGUCGUGA